AUGGGAGCUGCUGGUAGUGGCUGGUCCAGUGCGGCCAUCAAACUUGUUCCGGUCCCAGCUCGGAGGACUUAUGUCUGGCUUGCCAUUAUCUGGGCCUCAUACUGUGGUGGCCUUCACGCCUUCAACGCUGCCAAUACCUCAGGAACCAUGAGAUUCAAGCCACUCAUACGGGACUUUGGCUGGGCAAUCCUCUCCUCGGAGGAAGUUGGGAGGCGUGGUCUCUGCCAUGCUUUUGAUAAGCACACACACUUACUCCACACAUAUUACCAGACCCUGCAGAUUGCUUUUCUUUUCCUUUUGUCAACAAUGAUCAAGGUUACGAGCGUGUUGAUGUAUUACUUCGGCCGGCUUCCGCUGCUGCUGAUCGGCUUGUCUAUGAACACAGUCUACUUCCUCUACCUGGCCCUGUAUCGGGAAAUGGCAGAUAUGUCUGCGGCCAACUCCUUAUCCACAGCCAGGAUGGCCAUCAUCGCCAUCUGUAUCUUUAUUAUCAGCUACAGCUUCAGCUGGAAUUUGUUGAAGUUCGCCAUUACCUAUAGAUUCCUGAGUAUGACGGAGCACAUGCAUGCAUGCGGUCCUCUUGCUCUCUUCAUAGCCUUCACCGGCUGUGUCACGAUGUGGUCGCUCCUCGCCUUGCCCGAAUACAAGGGAUGCAGUAUGGAGAGCGCGGAGGUACUGUUCUCGUUGCCUUGGUAUAUGAUUGGAUUUGUCAAGGUUCGGGCGGCAGAGACCGUGGCCGAUAUGGAGAAGGAAGCGGAAAGCCACCAUGAUGAUUAUAUUGUUGCGGGCUCUCCAAGAACGCGCUAG
Aspergillus costaricaensis CBS 115574 is the source of this 807-nucleotide messenger RNA. RefSeq lists its product as uncharacterized. NCBI's taxonomy places the organism in Eukaryota, Fungi, Ascomycota, Eurotiomycetes, Eurotiales, Aspergillaceae. The transcript is spliced from 3 exons. Bases 1 to 807 code for a protein of 268 amino acids. Gene Ontology annotation, biological process: transmembrane transport. Gene Ontology annotation, molecular function: transmembrane transporter activity. Gene Ontology annotation, cellular component: membrane. The record is from RefSeq and is a predicted model, not a curated record.